Molecule: messenger RNA, 513 nt
Organism: Calypte anna (Anna's hummingbird)
Lineage: Eukaryota; Metazoa; Chordata; Aves; Apodiformes; Trochilidae
Gene: C8H1orf146
Product: chromosome 8 C1orf146 homolog
Exons: 5
Coding region: 1-513 (170 amino acids)
Biological process (GO): synaptonemal complex assembly; reciprocal meiotic recombination
Cellular component (GO): chromosome
Source: RefSeq, a predicted model, not a curated record
AUGACAGAAACUGGUGGUCAGGAACAGUCAAGAUGGGUAACAACAAUUAUUAUGAGUACAGCUCUGCAGAAUCAUGAAAUUUCUACAGUGCUACAAAGACAACAUCACAGAGUUCGAUACUCAGAAUCAGUGGAAAUAGGAUCCGUGAUUUUUUCUCUUUCUGGUGUUGCAUUUAUACUGGCAGACACUCAAGACUUGCUUAUGACAGGGGAAGAACAGUUUUUCAAAAGAAUUCAGAAGUUCAUAAACAUUCAUCGGAACAGUUUUUUGGUUUUGUCAGCUGCUCUUCAUGGACCAGAAGAAUGGAAUGUCAUGUUUAGGAUUCAGACAAGAUUCCUAGGAAGUAAUUUACGAAUAAUACCAGUUCACAAUACUGCUGAAACUGUGAAGUUAAUGCUAACAAUAGCUAAGAUAACUUCCAAGCCACAAGCUGAUGAUAUUCGUUACAAAAUGGCAAUUACAAAAGCCCAUAUCAUAGAAAACAGUCCAGUUUGGAAGAUGCUUCAGGAGUAA